AUGGCGUCUGCUAAUCUGAGAGCCGAGCUGGAAUGUUCCGUCUGUCUGAACAUUUAUACAGAUCCUGUAACCCUGAAAUGUGGACACAACUUCUGCCGGGAUUGUAUUGGUCGUGUGCUGGAUACACAGGGGGGGUCUGGAGGAUAUUCCUGUCCUGAAUGCAGAGAGAAGUCCCAGGAGCGGCCUGCACUGCAGAGGAACAUAAAACUACGUAACAUAGUGGAGAACUUCCUGUCUGCUCAGCCAGAGGAGGAGUCCGGGGUCCUCUGUACUCACUGUUAUCACGCUCCUGUACCUGCUGUGAAGUCCUGUCUGCAUUGUGAAGCUUCUCUGUGUGACAACCACCUGAGAGUCCACAGCAAGUCCCCAGAACACGUCUUAUGUGACCCCACCACUUCCCUGGAGAACAGGAAAUGCUCCGUCCAUAAGAAGAUCCUGGAGUAUUACUGCACUGAGGACUCGGCCUGUAUCUGUGUGUCCUGCUGUCUGAUUGGAGGUCACAUUGGCCAUAAGAUGGAGUCACUGGAUGAGGCCUCUGGGAAGAAGAAGGAGACACUAAGGAAUGUUCUCCAGAAACUGAUGACACAGAGAGAGGAGACGGAGAGAAGAGUCCAGAGUCUGGAGGAACACAGGAGGAAAGUACAAGGAGAAGCAGCCGGUGACACAGAGAGAGUCUCUGCCCUGUUCAGAGACCUCAGGAGACGUCUGGAGGACCUGGAGAAGAGAGUCCUGAGGGAGAUCUCCGGGAGGGAAGAGCGGGUCUCCAUCUCUGUGGUGGAGAUGACCCGGGAGCUGGAAAUAAAGAAGGAGGAGCUGUCCAGGAAGAUGCGUGACAUUGAGGAGCUGUGUAACCUGACGGAUCCACUGACUCUCCUACAGGAAUCAGACACAGGUGACUUGUGUGAUACUGAGGAUGGAGAUGAUGAGGACGGAGAGAGACAUGAUAGACUCCUCCAUGAUGGGGGGGGUCUGGAUGUGGCUGGGAUCUCACACACAUUACACACGCGGUUAUCGGAUAUCAUGUCUGGGGUAAAUGUAUUCUUCUAUAUACAGGAAGACAUAUUACUGGAUGUGAACACAGCUGCUAAUGAUCUACAGAUAUCACAUGACAGGAAAUCUGCAACCGCGUCACAUAAGAGGCAGAAUCUUCCAGAAACUCCGGAGAGAUUUCAGUAUUCUCCUCAGGUGUUGAGCAGUCGGAGUUUCUCCUCAGGGCGACAUUACUGGGAAGUGGAUGUCGGGGGGUCAGAGUGGUGGAGAGUCGGGAUGUGUUACCCCAGUAUAGAGAGGAGAGGAGAUCAGUCACUGAUUGGAUGUAAUAAGAAGUCCUGGGGUAUGGAGAGGUGGGGGAGGGGUACUCAGUACUCAGUGAGACAUGACAGGAAGGAGAUCCCAUUACCCGGCAAUGUCCCCAGUAACAGAGUCGGGAUAGAUCUGGAUUAUGAGGCCGGGCGGAUCUCCUUUUAUGAUCUGUGUGACCCGAUCCGACUCCUCCACACCUUCACCACCACCUUCACUGAGCCCCUCCAUGCCGGGGUAUGUGUAGGGAAAGGUUGUAUAAAGAUAUCUGGGGGGAAUCAGAGGUGAGAGAUCUGCCCGGAGACUGGUGACAUCACAGGGCUGAGAAUCUGAUUGGUGGAAUACUCAGCCAAUAGGAGGAAGCAGUGGACAGGAAA
Messenger RNA from Nanorana parkeri, 1676 nucleotides. RefSeq names its product E3 ubiquitin/ISG15 ligase TRIM25-like. The record is from RefSeq and is a predicted model, not a curated record. Bases 1 to 1587 code for a protein of 528 amino acids. Gene Ontology annotation, molecular function: protein binding; zinc ion binding. The transcript is spliced from 2 exons. NCBI's taxonomy places the organism in Eukaryota, Metazoa, Chordata, Amphibia, Anura, Dicroglossidae.